This is a messenger RNA of Aspergillus puulaauensis, 993 nucleotides long. RefSeq lists its product as uncharacterized. The record is from RefSeq and is a predicted model, not a curated record. Gene Ontology annotation, cellular component: cytosol. The transcript has a single exon. The coding region runs from base 1 to 993 and encodes 330 amino acids. Gene Ontology annotation, molecular function: hydroxypyruvate reductase [NAD(P)H] activity; NAD binding; glyoxylate reductase (NADPH) activity. Lineage: Eukaryota; Fungi; Ascomycota; Eurotiomycetes; Eurotiales; Aspergillaceae.
AUGACUGUGCCAAAACCCACCCUCUACAUCCUCAGCGAAUUCCACCCAUCAUCCGUCAAACACGCCCAGUCCCUCUUCAACUGCAUCCUCCCAUCCUCCCCCCAAGCCACCCACUGGCGCGCCCACGCCACCGCAAUCCUCAUAAAGGACUACCACAUUACAGAACCCGACCUCGCCGCCGCCCCGCAGCUGCGCAUAAUCGGCAAGCAAGGCGUGGGCCUCGACAAGGUCGACACAGACGCAUGCAUCCGCUACAAUGUGCGGAUCUGCAAUACCCCCGGCGUGAACGCAUCCGCCGUGGCGGAGAUGACCCUCGCGCUGGCCCUCACCGUGGCGCGCCAGAUCCCAAGCCUCACACACCGCCAGAUCGCGGCCGGCGAGGCGAUCCGCAAGGAGACGGUCCAGGGCGCGCUUCUGACGAAGAAGACGGUAGGGGUGAUUGGGAUGGGACAUAUCGGGGAGAGAGUUGCGCGCAUGUUCCACGGCGCGUUCCAGUCGGGUGUCGUAGCGUACGAUCCGUACUUUGGUCUGGAACAGGGAAUAGAGGAGGAGGAAAACAACGGACAACGCAAAGGCAAAGACAGCAGGAAAUGGGAAGGGAUCCCGUACAAACGGGUGCACCAUCUCAGCGAGCUCCUCCAGUCGUCCGACAUCGUCACCGUGCACGUCCCACUGACGCACAGCACGCGCGGGCUGAUCUCGCGGCCCGAGCUGCAGAGUAUGAAGCGCAGUGCUAUUCUUCUCAACACGGCGCGGGGCGGGAUCGUCGACGAGGACGACCUUGUCGCCGCGCUUGAGGAAGGGUUAAUCUGGGGCGCCGGCGUCGACUGCCAUGUCCAAGAGCCGCCGACGCGCGAGCGCUAUGGGCGGCUCUGGAGCCAUCCGCGCGUUGUAGGGACGCCGCAUGUGGCUGCUGCGACGGAGGAGACGCAGAUUGCGACUACCAAUGCUGCGAUUGAUGCGGUGUAUUCUUAUAUGACUUCUAGUGGCUAG